Molecule: messenger RNA, 3658 nt
Organism: Passer montanus (Eurasian tree sparrow)
Lineage: Eukaryota; Metazoa; Chordata; Aves; Passeriformes; Passeridae
Gene: CPM
Product: carboxypeptidase M
Exons: 9
Coding region: 317-1402 (361 amino acids)
Biological process (GO): proteolysis
Cellular component (GO): cell surface
Molecular function (GO): metallocarboxypeptidase activity; zinc ion binding
Source: RefSeq, a predicted model, not a curated record
ACUCCCUCCGGUAAGAAAGACGAGGAAAACCCAGCAGGGGCCGAGGAGCAGCGGAGCCGUGCCCGCGCAGGACGCGGUGGGCAUCCCCAUCCUCAUCCUCUGCCUGGCUUCUGCGGCGGCCGCGCUGGACUUUAAGUACCACCACGCCGAGGAGCUGGAGCGGUACCUGCGCGGGGUGCACGCCGCGUACCCCUCCCUCAGCCACUUGCACAGCAUCGGCCGCUCCGUGGAAGGUAGAGACCUGUGGGUUCUUGUUCUGGGAAGGUUUCCAACCCAUCAUAAGAUUGGCAUUCCAGAGUUCAAGUAUGUUGCUAAUAUGCAUGGGGAUGAGACUGUUGGGAGAGAAAUCCUGCUCCAUUUGAUAGAUUUCCUGGUGACCAGCUAUGGACGUGACCCAGUUAUUACCCGGUUACUCAAUAAUACCCGGAUUCAUAUCAUGCCAACGAUGAAUCCUGAUGGAUUUGAAGCUACCAAAGUGCCUGAUUGUUAUUACACACGAGGAAGGUACAACAAGAAUGGAGAAGAUCUGAACAGAAAUUUUCCCGAUGCCUUUGAAAAUAACAGCGCCAAGAUUCAGCCAGAGACUCGAGCAGUAAUGGACUGGAUAAAAAGUGAAACGUUUGUUCUCUCAGCAAACCUGCAUGGGGGUGCCCUGGUUGCCAGUUACACCUUUGAUAAUGGUAACCCAGUUACUGGCUCUUUGCAAGGCUAUAGCAGAUCUCCAGAUGAUGAUGUCUUUAUUCACCUGGCAAAAACCUAUUCUUCCAACCACGCCAGCAUGUACAAAGGGACAGGGUGUGACAGCAGGCAAACCUUCCCAGAAGGCAUUACCAACGGGUACUCUUGGUACCAGCUGGAAGGUGGAAUGCAAGAUUACAACUAUGUCUGGGGACAGUGUUUUGAAAUUACACUGGAGCUGUCAUGCUGUAAAUAUCCUCCAGAAGACCAGCUGGGAAAGUUCUGGAGAGACAACAAAGUUGCUCUGAUUGAAUAUAUCAAACAAGUACACCUAGGUGUCAAAGGCCAAGUUACUGAUAAGAAUGGGAAUCCUAUUCCCAACGCCAUCGUGGAAGCCAAAGGAAGGCCACACGUCUGCCCCUACAGAACAAAUGAACAAGGGGAGUACUUUCUUCUCCUUUUGCCUGGGACAUAUGUGAUCAAUGCUACUGUACCAGGAUUUAAAUCCAUGCUGAAGACAGUGGAAAUACCUGACAACACUGGAAACUUCAGUGCUUUGAAACAGGAUUUCUCUUUCCCAGAGGUCUCAGAUAAGAUCAGCUCAAGAGUUGCUUCAUGUCCCAAAACUCCCCUCUACCAAGAGCUCACACGGGCUUCAGCUGCAGUAAAACCAACCCUACAUAUCUUGGUUUUAGUGACCGUUAUGCUUGCAAUUUUCAAAUAAAGUCAGGAAUGACAAAGGCAAAAUCUUCCUGCACAAAUGUGGCUUUUCAGAGAAGGAACUGUAUAUGCAUAAGAAAGUAUGUUUUUAUAAACCAAAUUCUCAGAUUCAGAUGUUUACUGUAUUUUGUAAAAUACUGGUUUGACAAUUGAAUGUUUUACUUUACUUAUAACAGACAUAUUUUUAAUUGUAACAGACUAUCAUGUUUUUCUAUGUAAAUAUUUUACUCUGAAGACAUUUUAUACACCCUAUAGAGAUAACCGUAGAAUUUUGAUGCAGAAAGUACAAAUACAUUUUGAAGAUUUUUCCCAAAUUCAAAAACCUUGAGAAUUGUACUGCAAUGUUUCAUGCAAGCUCAGGUUCCUCACUGAGCCAACAGCUCAGGUGCCACACAACUGUAAGUCAUCAGCUCAAUGCUAAUUUCUCACAAUAAAGCCACUGCUAUAAAUGAAGAAUGGCAUUCUUAUAUAUGCUCUUUCUUACCUGGACAGGUGAGACAGCUCAGGGCUCAAAUGAGGUAAAGGCCAGUAACACAGACAUGUUUUAAGACAAGAAGAUGAAAAUGCAAUGUGAGUAUCUACCAAAGGGCCAUGCUGUGGAAGCUGGAUGAUAAUCUGCAGGAAGGAGAAGGGAAAAGGGAGGAAUUUGUGGCUCUGAAAACUGUUCUCCUACAGCAGAGCUGCUGAAAGCAAUGUGGAAAGAGUCACUGACAGCUUUAUACUGUGUCCAUUUUUAACUGAAUUUGAUGUGGCACAGAACCACAUACACUUCAGAAUUCUUUGAAUAGUUUUAGCAAUGGCUUUAUACUGUUUCAACAGCUCUACAGCCCUGCUCCACUGCUGGGACUGUUUAAGACCCUUGCCAGGAGCUGGCAGGCACAUCAGCAAGGCACCAGCCAGCUCCAGUUACAGAGGGUGCUUUCAGUGUUCCCCUGGCCAGGCUGUACUGCAGGCAGGAUUAGCAGAUUCCUUUUGCCUGGCCAGUUGCAAGUCAUUUUUAGGGCCCUUUGAAGCUGCCCAAUAAACAGAAAAAUUGUCAAGAAAAGCCAGUUAGUACCAUCUCCUGUGUUUAUGUUAAAGCUUUAUCUGCCAGUAAUUUUCUUGAGCAAUUUCAAAAGUAAACCAGCAAAGAUUAUCUUUGGAAACAUCAGUCUUUUCUUGUAUACAGUAAAUAAAAAAUGCAGGAAUUCAGUUAAUCCUUUAAUGCCUUUUAAAAUCUUUCCCAAGGCAUUGCUGCCUGUCACACCAAGCCCUACCAGCUGGGCUGUGGAGCUUGGGCAUCAGCCACUUGUCUGCCAGACAGCCACAUUCAGUGUGCAAAUCCACUUAGAAUUUGAAACAGAGUGCCAAAAGCAAUGAGGGCUGUGUGUGCAAGAGACUGGUUUUUGAAUGUCUUCCUCAUAUCCAUUUGCAUUUUCUACCUUUUCUCACCCUCUGAUCUGCUGUGUGUUGUUUACCACACAGAGAAGUAAUUAUCCACUAAAUCCUGUCACUGCUCCUGCCACUUCCAGCAAGAAGAAUGAGAGAUUCCUUGGGUUAAAACCUCCCAAACUGAAGAAAUCUGACAGAAGUCAGCAGUCCAGCAGCUGAGUGGGGGCAGAAAGAGCCUGUGUGCUGGCUCACAAAAGUAAAAAUCUGUGUGAAAACAAAGUACCAGAACUCUAACAAUCAAGUAAUUGACAUGAAAAAAAAAGAGCACCAUGGAGUAUAUAAACAAAUCUUUAUUUAAAGCUUUUAAAUGGAACACAGUACUCAAUUUUCAUCAGAAAAGGAAAAACUGAAAACUGAAAGAUAAAAGCAACACACGUGAAACUCUCAUAAAUGGGUCUAUACUGUGUGCAUUUGGAGUGGAUACUUGCAUUUUAAUGGUUACUGACUGUGGUCAUACAUGCACUGGGUAGCUGGAAAGCAAUGUACCAGGUCAAGCUCUUGAAAGCAUGUUGCAUAGUUAUUUAAAUUCACUAUGAACUACACUAUUCAACAGUCAUCCCAGCUAUGUGUAGUCAGACAACAAAGAUUCUGGUUUUAGAAAAGCUAUUGGUAUUAGAUGUUGAGUAAUCAUCAUCCUGACAGCCACUACUGUGGCUCAAGACCAAGAACUGUACUUUAAAAGCAGGCUGUUAAGCUAAAACAGCCUCAAGUCAAAAGGGGAGCCACCACCUUUUAAGUAUCACUGACAAAUUUCACAUGUAUAACACAGCUAUAGAUCCACUAAAGAAGCGUUCACUUGAAGCUUUCAGUGCAUCUGUGCUAAAAAAAA